Acanthochromis polyacanthus (spiny chromis) is the source of this 1986-nucleotide messenger RNA. It is a transcript of the gene upp1, whose product is annotated as uridine phosphorylase 1. The coding region runs from base 416 to 1351 and encodes 311 amino acids. Gene Ontology annotation, cellular component: cytosol; cytoplasm. Lineage: Eukaryota; Metazoa; Chordata; Actinopteri; Pomacentridae. The transcript is spliced from 8 exons. Gene Ontology annotation, molecular function: uridine phosphorylase activity. Gene Ontology annotation, biological process: nucleotide catabolic process; uridine catabolic process. The record is from RefSeq and is a predicted model, not a curated record.
GACAGUCUGAAUGUAGAGAAGUUUGCACAUCAUCAUCAAACCAGAAUUCCCUUACCCUUAUGAAACUUUCAGGAAAUACAGCUUAUCUGGUUUCACAGCUCUGUGUUUUCCUGUUUGGACAUAACUGAAUACCCGCACGUCCGCUGCUUCAGUCUCCGCUACGUGACCGACAGAGAAAUAAUCAGAGUACUAUCGGCGUGACGAUUUUGACGUAACCGGCGUGACAUCAGAGUGGGCCGGAUCUGCACGUUACGGUGUCGGAUGUUCACGGCGAAUUAAUUUGGUCUAAACGGACGGAACAGCCGUUAAAGAGGAGCAUCUGACAGGUGAACAUAAAGCUGCUGUGUGGGUUUCUGUCCUCUGAGACGCUGGUUCAUCUUUAAGCUGCUGGUUCUUCUGUUCGGUCUUCGUGAAGAUGGAUCCGAGUGACGAGCAGCGCAGCGCGUCGAGCAGCAGCCAUGUUUUUGUGCAUAACCCACACCUGGAUGCGAUGAAAGAUGACAUUCUCUACCACUUCAGUCUGGGAACCAAAACCCAUGACCUGCCAGCGAUGUUCGGCGAUGUCAAAUUUGUGUGUGUCGGAGGCAGCCCCUGGAGGAUGAAAUCCUUCAUUGAGUACAUUGCUGCUGAGCUCGCCAUGGAAGACCCCAAAUCAGAUUAUCCAAACAUCUGUGCUGGAACAGAUCGCUACGCCAUGUACAAAGUUGGGCCAGUACUCUCUGUCAGUCAUGGAAUGGGCAUCCCGUCUAUUGCCAUAAUGCUACAUGAGCUGAUAAAGCUCCUCCAUCAUGCACGUUGCACAAAUGUUACAAUAAUACGCAUUGGGACGUCAGGUGGAAUAGGACUGGAGCCCGGCACUGUGGUCGUUACAAAGCAGUCUGUGGACGCCACCUUUCUGCCCAAGUUUGAGCAGGUGAUCCUGGGGAAGACUGUGGUUCGUAACACCGACCUGGACCUAAGUUUGGCCGAGGACCUGCUGCAGUGCAGCAAAGAGCUGAACCAGUUUGAGACCGUGAUCGGAAACACCAUGUGCACUCUGGACUUCUAUGAAGGCCAAGCCCGUUUGGAUGGUGCUUUCUGCGCCUACACCGAGAAGGAUAAGCAGGACUACCUCAGCAGAGCCAGAGAAGCAGGAGUCUGCAACAUUGAGAUGGAAUCCUCAGUUUUUGCCGCCAUGUGCAAACUGAGUGGUCUGAGAGCGGCCGUGGUUUGUGUAACGCUACUGGACCGCCUGAAGGGGGAUCAGCUGAGCAGCUCCCAUGAAGUUCUCCACAAUUACCAGAUGCGUCCUCAGGUUCUUGUCGGCAGCUACAUUAAAAAGCAGCUGAAGGCAAAGAUGCAGCGCAGCUAAGUGCAAACUUCUAUGCAAGAACACAUCGUACACGGAAAACACGGUGCACCGCAGCAGCUUUAAACUACCUUUUUUAUUUCAUCUCCACAGCUCACAGGUAGCUUUUAAGAGUCACACCAAUCAGUUUAAAUUCUACUUUCUAUUUAUGCUUUGAUUUAGUUGAUUGACUUCACCUUUAUAAUUAACCAACAUGCACUGCUUCACUUUUGUUUCUUUUUAUAUUUAACUUAAAUAGUUUGUAACUGAGAAUUGAAUGUAAUGUAGCCACCCAUAGUGACCAAAUGUGUCUUAUUUAAGGAACUUUCUGUUUUUUUUGAUGUGUAAAAUUUCUGAUCCAUUAAACUCCACUUGUUUUAGUAAAUCUGAGCUGACAAUGGUGCUGUAAGAGAACUGUUAUUAGUGAAAUACUCCUUGUUUCACCAGAGCAAACAUAGCGACACUGAUAUUUAUGCGUUUGUCUCUUGUAGAUGCCAUCAAAACGUGUUUUUUCUAUUCAGAAUGUCUAUUAUGCUGUUCUUUUAAGAGUUUGCUUGUGUAUUUUUUUCUUCAUUCAGAACCUAAAAACUGAAACAAAAUGACUCAUUUUGAAAACAAACUCCACUCCACUAAAAAUAAAAUGUUUCAGUAAAGCCGCA